Molecule: messenger RNA, 1818 nt
Organism: Caenorhabditis remanei
Lineage: Eukaryota; Metazoa; Nematoda; Chromadorea; Rhabditida; Rhabditidae
Exons: 11
Coding region: 1-1818 (605 amino acids)
Source: RefSeq, a predicted model, not a curated record
AUGACAACGAAUAAUUAUAACAACGACGAUAUACCAACUAUCGAAGAAUUAUCCGAAAUUCAAAUUGCUGAUAUUCAUCACAUUGAAAAGAAGCAUGACAUCAGGCCAAAAGCUUAUUCUUUGCCUGAACGACGAACAGCUCAACAACAACAUGGUAGUAAGAAACAAUCACGUUUCGGCACUAUCAAGCAAUCUGUAAAACGUCGGAUCUCUGGAAGUAUCAAGAGUAUUGGAGCAUAUGCUGGAAGGAUAGCCAAACCAGCCAACGCUUAUUUCCGUUGGAAUCUGCUUUUCACAUUUUUGAUCUUCUUGUUUAUCUCAUCAGCUAUUUGGAUUCCAUGUAUUCCUGCAGUCAAUGAUUUUGCUCUCGAAAUUGUCACAAUCAUUUCGAUUAUUUUGCAUUGUCUGUGGAUUAUUGCUAUUAUAAAUGCCUUGAGGUAUACAUGGAGGCUUAGAAGAUUUGCAUCUCACGAAAUCAGGCUAGACUUGGUCAAAAAUGAAGCGGGUAUAAAAAUGAAACAUUUGGUCGGUCUAUGUGUCUACAAGGAGCCACUGGAUUUACUGAUGGACACAAUUGAUAGUAUUGCUUCUCAGCCAAACGCAAAAGAUAAAAUCACAUGUCUUGUGGGAAUGGAAGGAGGAACUCCGGACAAAGAAGAAAAAAAGCGUAUCCUCGACGACAAAUACGGCCCAAAGUUUGAACGGUUCAUUGUCACUUUCCACCCACGUGGACUGCCGGGAGACAUUCCAGGCAAAUGUUCGAAUUUCAACUAUGCAGCAAGAACAGCGGUCAAGAUAUUGAGAGCUGACAAGAACUAUCCACUGGAAGAGUAUGAUAAUAAUGUGGAACUGAUUGUGACCACUGGAGAUUGUGACAGUGUAUUCGGUGACCGGUAUUUCGAUGCAUUGGAAGAAGACUACUGGAAGCUCUCAGCGAAACAAAGAUCAUACACUGUCUGGCAAUCUCCACUUUUCUAUUGUAUCAACUUGGAUCAAUCCCCAUUCUUUGUCAGAGUUACUGGACUCCUUAGAGCAUUCUUUAUGAUGGGUUAUCUUAUCCCAUGGAACAUCAACACAAUGAGCAUCUUUUCUCUCACUUUGAAAUUGUUCGAGGAGGGAGAGUACACUCAUCCAGGAUACCAAAUGGACGACAUCAUUGCUUUGAUUAGAUGGUCUUUGGCAGUUCGAAGAAAAUGUGUCAUCAGAGCAAUUCCAGUAGCUACAUUGUCUGGGCCGACAAGUGGAAAGAAUUAUAUCGAUGAAUGGUACGAGUGGGCGCGUCAGAUCAGACGCUGGACCAUUGGAGCCGCUGAAGUUUUCCAUUACUUCGCUAUCAAAUUCUUCCGACUUCCAGUCUCUGUUUCAUUUUCUUUCGCCGCCAAGUUUGUUUUCUACUACGGAUUCCUGCUCUGUAUCGCAUCUGUCUACACAAUCAUUGCUCCUCUUGUGACCCCCGCUAUGUUGAACGCAGUUGACCAUGGUGUGCACGGACUGGUCAUUCCAAACAACAAGUGUUUCAUGAUCAUCAUGUUUGGAUUCCUGGGACUUCAAUACAUCUGGUUCUUCAUUGUUUUCCUCGUCAACUACCUCUGCCAACCGGUGUUCCCCAGACAAACUAAGGACAAGACCGGAAUAAUCCGCAACAUUUUCCAUUGGCUUAUGACCUGGCCGACACUGGUCAUGUACUGUUGUGUGGAAUUAGUGGCGUUUUUAGAGGUUACGGUUCGCGGAAAAUCUGUCUGUUCGCAUAAUGCGUCGAAGAAGGAUAAUUUGGUGGCACCUGUACCUAGUAAACUACCAGACCGAAUGGAAGUGUAA